ACGCACCGCAGAACGCGCGUUCCUUUGAAUGGAGCAUCGCAUCAAUUCAUUGCUACAAUCUCAACUUAAUUAUAUCAUAGCUUACCUAUCCAUACAGAAACAACAAAAGUCCUUUUUAUCAGCUUCUGUUUCCAACGCCUCACAACACAAACCCCCACCUUUGAACACCCGGCCUGAGCAGAUUUCAAACGUUUCACAUACGCAUACGCACACGCACAUUCAUCUAUAUCAUCUAUUCCGACAUCAUGGCCGCCAAUGUUCCCAGCAUCGUGUGGUCCGCUCUCAGAGCUCUUAGUCUCACUGACACCCCCAGGGAUGACUCGACCAGGCACCAUGCCGAGGGCAACAAGUCCUACCACCCCAGCAUUGUCGACAUUGCUGUUGUCAAGGCCAUGUUGUACCGCGCCAAGAAGCUGCCUCCGGACUUGAUUGAUGCCAUAUUGGAUAUGGCCGAGUACUGGAUUCACACGACCACGCAGCUAAACGAAAGAAUCAGCAUCCUAGGCGGCAACGAGGCUAGAGAAAACCGAUUUCUGCUUCGGUCAUAUCCUCUUGGACUGCUCAACUCUGGAGCUCGCCAGAAUGCAAAUGAUCAGCCUUACGCGACUACUCUUCCCACUCCUCGACCUCUGGGCGAGACUCUUGAUGCGAGCUUCUUUGCCAAGUCGGUCAAAUAUCCUCUCCCGCGUCUGGUUCACCCCGCACGAAAGAUCGUCUUCAAGUUCAGAAGCCAAGAUCAAGGAUACGUGAGCAGUCCGGAGGAGGGUGACAAUCCCUAUUCCGGAUCUUGGACGUGGUUUGACGUUGGGCUGGAGAGGUUUGAUGCCGGCUCUGCAGUCGAUGGAUCUGUGCCUUCAAUCAACUCACUUCGGCCAGUCCAGCCACCAAUCCAGCAGACAUCCUCCGACCCAGUCGGAUACAACUAUACUCACCAGCUACUACAUUCACCCGAGUGGGAGAUCCAGAGGAACCAGACAGCUCUCAGAAAGUGGCAAGACCAUGUCAUUACAUGGUCCUACCUGGACGACAUCGCACCUGAAUCCGAGCGUGGCAAAGCCCUCGAGGCACAAGGCAGGGGACGAGCCACAGGCGAUGGAAAGUUUGUAAGACAGCUGCGGGUGGGUGAUGUGAUUACGGUCUGGGGCAAGGCGAGAUUUCCCGGCUGGGCAAACCGCAUCGAGUCGGUCCAGAUUGACGUGUACUGGGCCGUGUGA
Trichoderma virens Gv29-8 is the source of this 1214-nucleotide messenger RNA. RefSeq lists its product as uncharacterized. The record is from RefSeq and is a predicted model, not a curated record. The transcript has 3 exons. NCBI's taxonomy places the organism in Eukaryota, Fungi, Ascomycota, Sordariomycetes, Hypocreales, Hypocreaceae. Bases 246 to 1214 code for a protein of 322 amino acids.